Molecule: messenger RNA, 2122 nt
Organism: Exophiala viscosa
Lineage: Eukaryota; Fungi; Ascomycota; Eurotiomycetes; Chaetothyriales; Herpotrichiellaceae
Product: T-complex protein 1 subunit epsilon
Exons: 2
Coding region: 476-2122 (548 amino acids)
Biological process (GO): protein folding
Cellular component (GO): chaperonin-containing T-complex
Molecular function (GO): ATP hydrolysis activity; ATP-dependent protein folding chaperone; ATP binding
Source: RefSeq, a predicted model, not a curated record
CCUGGAGGUUUGACCACCCCGGUGCAGUAUGCAUGGGGCCAGCAAGGGGCCAGCAGGGCUGGUCACUACGACGAAUAUAGUCCUCCUCCAAACAUGGAGGGUCGUGUAUUUCGAAAUCGUCUCUAUCACCCGGAAGCCAGACAAUACGUCGUCCUCCCUGCUGGCUGCAUAUGAGGAUAUAUUUAGAAGAACCUGACUUACGAUUCCGACAUGAGGCUGGACAGAAGAUGGAACAGGUUAGAAGGAGUGCCAUGAACACUAAAGGCAACUGACCCGACUCUCUUGGCAUUCGACCGCGUCGGUCGUGUCUCCUCAUAAUUUGGAGAAGCCUAAGUGAAACUUCUGGCCUAGAAACACGAGGACGAGAAAGUCCAAGCCAAAAUCCAGCACCGAAGACGACAGUAUUGCGCGGAGGAUCAACAUCUGAAAGCCUCAAAGGAGGAGGACACUACUGCGCUACGCGAGGCACUCCGCCAUGGCUAUGCAAUUGGAUUUGUCGCAGGCUCAGAUUGUCAAAGAUGAAAACGGAAGACCAUUUAUUGUCGUCCGCGACCAAGGGUCGAAGAAACGAACACAUGGCACCGACGCUGUGAAGCAGCACAUAUUGUCCGCGAGAACUGUUGCCAGCAUCGUCAGAACCUCACUAGGUCCGCGCGGACUCGAUAAGAUCCUCAUCUCACCCGAUGGAGACAUUCAAAUAACGAACGAUGGGCGCACAAUCAUGUCCGAGAUGGAACUGACAAAUCCAAUCGCGAAAUUGAUGGUCGAAUUGUCAAAGUCACAAGAUGAAGAGAUAGGAGAUGGAACUACAGGUGUGGUUGUGCUGGCCGCUGCACUGCUGGAUCAGGCCGCGGACCUUAUCGACAAGGGCAUUCAUCCUAUCCGAAUUGCGGACGGCUACGACCAGGCAUGUGAGCUUGCGGUUGCACACUUAGACAAGAUCAGUGACGAGAUUCAUUUUUCGAAAGAAGAGCAAGAUAAUCUGAUGAAGGUCGCCAAAACAUGUCUAGGCAGCAAGAUUGUCAGCAAAGCACACGACCAGUUUGCGAAGAUUGCGGUUGACGCUGUGAUGUCGGUGGCAGAUCUGGAACGAAAAGAUGUGGACUUCGAGCUGAUCAAGGUUGACGGCAAGGCUGGUGGAUCUAUAGAAGACUCCCUGCUCGUCAAGGGCGUCAUCGUCGACAAGGACUUCUCACAUCCCCAAAUGCCAAGUGAGGUGAAAGACGCAAAGCUGGCUAUCCUCACCUGUGCCUUUGAGCCUCCCAAACCAAAGACCAAGCACAAGCUUGACAUCUCGACCGUCGAAGAGUUCCGAAAACUACAGCAGUACGAGCAGAACAAGUUUGUGGAAAUGAUUGACAUGAUCAAAGCAACUGGCGCCAACCUCGUAAUUUGUCAAUGGGGUUUCGACGACGAAGCCAACCACCUGCUUCUACAAAACCAAUUACCGGCUGUACGAUGGGUCGGCGGUCCCGAGAUCGAGUUAAUAGCAAUUGCCACGAACGGAAGAAUUGUGCCACGAUUCGAGGAUCUGAGUGCAGAGAAACUAGGCAAAGCAGGCGUCGUCAGAGAGAUGACGUUCGGCACUACGCGAGAGAAGAUGCUCGUGAUUGAGGAGUGCGCCAACACACGAGCCGUCACCAUCUUCGUCAGAGGAAGCAACAAGAUGAUCAUCGACGAGGCCAAGCGAUCGUUACACGACGCCAUCUGCGUGGUUCGCAACCUUGUCAGAGAUAACAGAAUCGUCUAUGGUGGAGGUGCAGCCGAAAUUGCUUGCUCAAUUGCCGUGGAGGACGCAGCCAGCAAGUCACCAGGGCUCGAACAGUACGCCAUGAGAGCGUUUGCCGAUGCUCUUGACGCUGUGCCCAUGGCUUUGGCAGAAAACUCUGGUCUAAGUCCAAUCGAAACCCUCGCAGCCGUCAAGUCUCGACAAGUAAAGGAGGAUAACUCACGGUUGGGCGUCGAUUGCAUGCAGACUGGUAGCAACGAUAUGCGAGACCACUUCGUUAUCGACCCUUUGAUUGGAAAGCGCUCACAAUUACUUCUGGCUACGCAAUUGUGCCGGAUGGUGUUGAAAAUAAACAACGUGAUCGUGGCAGGAAGUGAUGAAAAUGAUUUCUAG